Molecule: messenger RNA, 1215 nt
Organism: Hansenula anomala
Lineage: Eukaryota; Fungi; Ascomycota; Saccharomycetes; Phaffomycetales; Wickerhamomycetaceae
Gene: YLF2
Product: Ylf2p
Exons: 1
Coding region: 1-1215 (404 amino acids)
Cellular component (GO): cytoplasm
Molecular function (GO): GTP binding; ATP hydrolysis activity; ATP binding
Source: RefSeq, a predicted model, not a curated record
AUGAAGUGUUUCAAAAGGUGUUUCAAUACAUCAUCCAUUUCGCUCGCUAAGAAAGUCACCACUAAAUCGAAAACAUCAGGAUCAAACAAUGCAUUACUCGGACGUACAAGUAGUAAAUUAUCAGUUGGUAUAGUUGGACUUGCAAAUGUUGGUAAAAGUACAUUCUUCCAAGCAAUAACUAAAUCAUUAUUGGGGAAUCCAAAUAAUUUCCCAUUUGCCACCAUAAAGCCCGAAGAGGCACUGUAUAGAGUGCCAUCAUCAAAGUUGAUUUCAUUAUCCAAAAUUUUCAAAAGUUCAAAGAUAACACCAUCAUAUUUGAAGAUUGUGGAUAUUGCAGGAUUGGUGAGAAAUGCUUCAAAAGGUGAAGGUUUAGGGAACCAAUUCUUGGCUGAUAUUAGAAAUGUUGAUGGUAUUUUCCAUGUUGUUCGUGGGUUUGAUGAUGAUACUGUCACACAUGUUGAAAUUAAUGUUGAUCCUAUAAGAGAUUUAGAAAUUGUUAAUGAUGAAUUAUUAUUAAAAGAUUUAGAAACAGUGGAGAGUGCGAUGGAGAGAAAUAAAAAAGAUAUGAAUAAACAGAAUUUAAGAGUGGAGAUGAUUAAAGAGAAUGAAGUGCUGGAGAAAAUUAAUGAUAUAUUAUUUGAAAAUGGUAAAUUAUCAAAUUAUUUGGAAUGGAAUGAAGAUGAUGUUAAGGUUAUAAAUAAACACAAGUUCCUAACGGCGAAGCCUACUGUUUAUUUAUUGAAUGUUUCCAAACAAGAUUAUGAAUCCCAAACUAAUAAAUAUAUUGAAGGAGUGCAAAAUUGGUUAAAAGAAUAUUCACCAAAUGAUAAGUUAAUAAUGUUUAGUGCAGAUCAUGAACAUGAAUUUGUUAAUAGUGAAGAAUCUUCACCAAUUAUUAACGAAAUGGUUUUAGCAAUGAAGGAUUCAUUAAACUUGAUUAGUUAUUAUACUUGUGGUCAAAUUGAGGCAAAAGAAUGGAAUAUUAAAAAAUUAUCAACAGCUCCAGAAGGUGCAGGAUUAAUUCAUACAGAUUUACAAAAAAAUUUCAUCAAUGUAUUAGUUUCAAAAUCUGACAAAGUUAUUGAAAGACAAGAUGAAUUGAAAGAUGUUGCAGAUGUGGAAAAAGCUAUUAGAUUCGAUAGACAUGGUAAAGAUUAUAUAAUUGAGAAUGGUGAUAUUCUAAUAUUCAAGGCUGUUGGAGGAAAGACAAAGUGA